Molecule: messenger RNA, 4024 nt
Organism: Brassica rapa (field mustard)
Lineage: Eukaryota; Viridiplantae; Streptophyta; Magnoliopsida; Brassicales; Brassicaceae
Product: LOB domain-containing protein 15
Source: RefSeq, a predicted model, not a curated record
AAACCAAAACCAGAAUGGUCAACGUCAACAAAAAACAGUGAUAAGAAACAACAAUGAACUGAUACCUUUCAACCGUUUUGAAGAUGCUAACUAUAAUUUUAAUCAUAUUUCUCUUUUUAUAGUAAGUGUUGUUUUAGAUUUCAAUGCAAAAUUUUGACACACAAUUCCUAACUUAAUCUCAAAUGUAAUAAAUAAUUUCAAGAAGCAACUGUAAUCUUGAGGACUAUUAUUUUUAAUAUGGCUUUUUGGGUUGUGCGAAAACUGAAAAGAGAAACGACUGUCCUUUAAAAACCAAAGUUCAUAGAGAGAAAAGGAGAACAAAGAGCGUUACCUGAAAUUGUGGGUAGUAGUUUUUUUUGUCGUCAUGAUAUUUGUGCAUGUAUGACAUUUAACAACAGAAGUAAUUUUCCCAAAAGAAGAUUUCCUUAGAAUAUGCAACUUUUUGGGUGUCAAAAUUUCAAAUUGUGUGUAUCCUAUAUCUUAGUGUAGUUUAAUCAACCACAUAGUUAAUCAGACACAUAAUUCGGGGGUAAGGCCUACAAAAUAACGGUCCAAUGGGGCUCGGAUCCAUGUUAAAAUAAGUAUAUUGUCCAGCCCAAAUUAUAUUUGUAAUUCGAUUUUUCAAUUUUGCAAGUAACACUUAAAUUAUAUUUUAUAUGUCAUUAAAUAAUAUUCUCUGCUAAUUCUAAAUUUUAAAUUUUAAUAUUUUAAGAAUAAAAACUCUAAAUUUUAAUACAAAGAAGAGAGAACAACGGGGCGACGAGUUAGGCUACGAAUACGGGUCAAACAAGAAUAUACAAGUGCAAAACUUUCUUAGAGUCUAAGCAAUAUUCUUCUUUCUAUUGGAUUUUGAAUUGAAACUGGAGAUAAAUUGAAUAAUUAUUAUUUUACAGUUACCAAGAUAUAUAUAUAACUUAUGGAUGUUAAUCUCAGGGUUAUGCCACCAUCUGAACUCAAAUCUAUAAAGUGCAUAUUAACAAAUAUAUAAUAUCGUUGUGAUAACAAUAUUACCUUUUUGUAACACCGAAAUUCUGAACCAUGAUAUCUUUUCGAAUAUGAAAGCCAAGCUGACUUAAUCCUCUCCAUGAUACAUAUUUUUACGCAAGUGCUAUCUACGCCAUUGUUAGAUGUGUGUUCGUGGUUCAAGAUUUAAGUAACCUUUAACGAUUGACGAGGAAAUUUGAUAAAAUGUUUGGUACUACUAACUGUGGUCUACAGAGUAUAUAUAUGGGCCUAUAGUUAAUAACAAAUAAUAUGUUUUCUAAAUGCUUCACCAAAUUUUUACUGUUAUGAACUUUCAAACCUAUUAAGCUAUCGUUGAUCAGUUUAGUAUCGUCAGGCGGUCCAUUCGCGUGCAACGGUGUAGACAUAUAUAUAAUCCUGUAAUGCCAUAAAGAAUUACCUGCAAACUUGGUUACAUAAUAUAAAACGUAAAUUUGAUUUCUAAGAAGUAUAAAUUUGAUUCCUAUUAAAAAUAAAGCAGAAGCGUUAUAAAUGUGAAGCAAAAGUCCACAUGCGGUCUUCCAGGCUACAAUAUAUCUGAUUUGGCGUGAACGGAACUCGCGACUCCACGCUGGCCCAUCACUUCUACUUUCUCUACUGUUUAGGCAGAUUGACAGGUGUAUCAAGGAUGCAAUCUUGGCUCGUCUCAACCGCAAGGGGUUCAGAAAUCUUCUAAGCCUCUGGUUUGCUAAUGAGUAACUGAUCUAUUACCUGAUCUCUUCCCCUAGUUUCAUGUAGGCUUUUUCCACUUUUUUUUUGGGUUUUAUGAAACUAUAAUAGCUUCGCCGAACUGAUGUAAACAAAACUGUUCCUUUUGGUAUAAAUUCACAUUUUAUCAAAAAAAAAAAAAAGUCCACAUGCGGCCAUGGGAAAACAAAAAUAUUUAAAGUAGGCAUUAAGCACAAAAUCCACCUGUUGUUGACUGGCCGAUGAAUGAGUGACUACAUGCAUGCAUAUUUGUAUAUGAUUAUAAUUGUGUGUGAUCAUCAGAACUUUUUUUUCUGAACACAGAUCAUCAGAUUCAUAAGGUCAAAACAAAAAUAAAAAUAAAAACCCUCACGGGUCACGUGCUUAAGCUGUAAAUACAGUUCUUCAGUCUUUCAUUAACUAUAGAUAUCUUCAGUUGUUUUCAUCUUAAAAGAGACACUGUUCUGCUUCUCGAGCUACCAAACCCCUUUCAUCUCCUUCAGAAAGGUCUAUUCAACCCAGCCUCAACAUUUUCUUAUAUAUCUAUCUUUAUAUUGACACAGGUAUAUAUCGUGAUUAGUAAAUUUUAAACUUCGUAUUUUACUUGCCUUUAAAGCCUUCCUUACCAAUCUUCCUUCACACCCUCUUUAAAAGUCACUUGACUUUAAUAUUUCUCUUUUUGUUUCUUUCUGCUUUUCUCUCUUUUCUUUCGAUCAUCUGAGAGCAUGCUUGAAUGUCAAGAGAAAGGGAGAGACUUGAAGAGAUAGGGAAGAAGAUCAAAAGAGAAGCAGAUGCUUGGCCUAAUCAAAUGGCAGGAAUUAGAAGACAUAUAUCUGGUCCUCCUGGAGCCCUCAAUACCAUUACUCCUUGUGCGGCAUGUAAACUUCUGCGCAGACGAUGCGCUCAAGAAUGUCCAUUUUCGCCUUAUUUCUCCCCAUAUGAGCCUCUUAAGUUCGCGUCGGUCCACAAAGUCUUUGGAGCUAGCAACGUCUCCAAGAUGCUAAUGGAGGUACCGGAAGGCCAGAGAGCAGACGCGGCAAAUAGCCUCGUGUAUGAAGCAAACGUGAGGUUAAGAGAUCCAGUGUACGGUUGCAUGGGAGCAAUCUCAGCUCUACAACAACAAGUUCAAGCUUUACAAGCCGAGCUUACGGCCGUACGAUCUGAGAUUCUCAAGUACAAGCAACGAGAAGCUGUCGCCACUUUGAUCGUACCGUCCAAUUCCCAAUAUCACAACUCUGGCGGCGUCUCCGUCAUUGCACUACCACCACAAACGCCGUCAACUCCACCGCAACCUACGGCGGCUCAUCCUCCGCCUCCUCCAUCUUCUUGUGUUUACUCUCAACCAACCACAAGAGCACUAGAAUACGGCGAGAUUGAAAGUGAGAACAACUCCUACUUCGGUUAAAAUUUAUUUGAAUCAUUCUACAAACACACAUACAUAUAAUUUAUUUCCAUAAUUUGUGGUCCGACAAUUAUAACUAAGUUAAAUAAAUAUAAGGGAGGAGGAUGAUGUUAAAGAGCCUGUCACUAAUCGAUCAAAUGUAUAUUUAUAUUAGCGCUGUUCUUUUUCUUGACGCUGCGGCAGCGAUCAGCGGGUAAAAAACACGAAGAAAAUAUUAUAAUUAACGCCAUCGUCUUUCAAGUUUGUGUCGCUGGCUUUAUAAAAACAUCCGCGUUCUCCAACUUUCUUGCCGCCGUAAUUUAUGGCGUCACAAAAGUCUCCAAUAUUUGAUCGCCGCGUUUUUGAUUUUCUAUUUUAGCCACAGUAACAAAAAAGAUGAAGCUACUGUGUAGUGUAUUUUUGUGUCGCCCAACGCUGUCGCGGCGUCAGCUAAAAGAACAGAUGUUCAUUAUGUACUCUUUACAUUUUACAUAAUCGAUAUUGAGAUGAGGUUGAAACGUUGUUCUUAAACCCACAACGUGGAAGUCCAGUUACAAACUUCCAGUACAGAACAGACUCGAAGUCUAUUUAUUUAUGUCUUAUAUAGAAGAUAAAGAAACUCGAUAAUUUCAUUGAUUAAAUCUUUAAUAAACUACACAUAUGAUAUAUUUGAAUUUUGGGUAGCUUAAAUUCAUUUAAUGAGUCAUGCGUACUUAAACUUUUUAAAAAUCUAGAAUCCAAGCAACGUAGUGAGUUAAUCCUACAAAAAGCUACUUGCACCAACUUUUUGUGAUAGCUGGCUUUGAAUGUGCACAUAUACAUCUUAUACACACACACAUAUCCCUUAUAUAUUAAAAGAGAAGCAUUGUAAUAAAUGCAUUCACACUAUAAUAUACAUGUGGCAGCCUCACAAUGAUUUGAUAAUAAAUAUGUUAACGCGUUCACACUAUAUUC